Molecule: messenger RNA, 686 nt
Organism: Lactuca virosa
Lineage: Eukaryota; Viridiplantae; Streptophyta; Magnoliopsida; Asterales; Asteraceae
Source: the annotation of a GenBank genome assembly
AUUACCACAAUGGUUCUUCAUCCUUCUUCCAUAUAGUUUUUUUCUGAAACAGUUAAAAUGUCUUCGAAGACUUUCCUUCUUCUUGCACUUGCUCUGGCCACUAUUCUUUUCCUUAGCUCCGAAAUGGUUGCAGCUAAGGACCUGGAGUCCAACAAUGACAGUGAGGUAGAAGAUGCAAAGUAUGGUGGUGAUGACAGUGGAUACUACAAUGGUGGACGUGGAGGAUACAACAACGGUGGUGGAGGUUACAACAACGGUGGUGGAAGAUACAACAACGGUGGUGGAAGAUACAAUAACGGUGGUGGACGACACAACGGUGGCAGCCGUGGAGGAGGAUAUUGCAGAUAUGGUUGCUGUGGUGGUGGACGUUACUACAAUGGAGGGUGCAGGUGUUGCGGCACUUACGCAGAGGCAACUGCAUACAAACAAGCUCAUGAGGCCCAAACUCACAACUGAGAUAAGCAUUGUACGCUCUAUUUCACUAUGUGUAGUAUAUACCGGCCUUAGUACUUAUGUUUAAUAACUGUGGUUGUAUGGUUUUCUGUUGAAGUAUGAAGUUAAUAGUUCUAUAAUGGAAAUAUUUAAACACCCAUGUAUGUUGGAGUGUACUCCUUUGUUUCUCAUAAAACAUAGCAAGACUAUGUUCUAUAUAUAAAUGUGAGUUUUAGGUUACUGUUAUUUGAAUA